UAUAAAUAAACUCUCUUCUCUUCCUCAGUUUCUCAUCUUGACAAGUUACAGUUAAGGCAAUAUCAGCAGCACAAUUAGAAAAUUAAUAUAUCAUUUUUACCGGCUUGUGCAUGCAUUAAGCUCACGAGAAAUAUGUAUGUAUAGAAAAGAGUUUUGUCAUGAUCAAAGAAGUUGAAGUUCGAUAAUUUUUAAUGCUUGAAGUUCAACAAUUUGAAAAACUCUUUUGGAAAGAAAGAAACUAGAAUUAAUGUUGCUCCCACAAGUGAUUUGAACUGCUGAGAUCAAGCAAGUAAAACUAUUAUAUAAUAAACAUUGAUAACCAGCCUCCUAAAUUUUUCAUCAAUCUCACUAUUGUAGAAAGAUGCCAAGCACGCGCACCGAAUCAAUCACAAAUGUGGAGCCAGUCAUGAACAUUCUUAAGGUAGCUGACCACCCAAAAGUCGUAGUAAUGGGAGCUGCUGGUGUUGGCAAAACUUCAAUUGUGUGUCAGUUUCUUUAUGAGAGAUUCCCUCUUGAUCAUAUCCCAACAGUGGAAGAGAUGCAUAAGACUGUUUACGAUAUCUCUGGCUCUAAGUUGUCUUUGGAUCUUUUAGACACAAGUGGCUCCUUCCAGUUCCCAGCUAUGAGAGAGCUGGCUAUUAAAACCUGUGAUGCUUUCGUUUUGGUCUACGCCAUCAAUGAUGCUGAGUCUUUCCAAUAUGUCUGCUUCUUGAGAGAUCUCAUUUAUGAAUUACGUCCAAAUGAAACGAAGAUUCCAAUUGUCAUUGUUGGCAACAAGUGUGACCUAGAAGAGUCCAGAGCUGUUUCCAAAGACAUUACCGAAUCGGUGGUCACAAUCGACUGGGAAAAUGGCUUUGUGGAAGCAUCCGCAAAAGAAAAUUUCAAUAUCGUGGAGAUAUUCAAAACUGUCCUCAUUCAAGCACAUGUCUGCUAUUCUUUGGUACCAUUAAUUGAGAGAAGAAAGUCUUUGCCAAACAGCUCUACUUGCCCCCAAGUGAGGCAUACUUUGGUUCAAAAGCGCCACAGUUGCACCAUCCAGUAAUAUCUCCUUUUCCUCCCUCAUCUAUGGCGUAAAGUGAUAUGUGAUAAUAAGUAUUUGUGAUUUUGAAUUCUUCACAAACAAUUUGUAUUUAAACUCAUAUUUAUUGAAUAAAUGUGCAGGAAUGGUGCUCUGAAUAAUUAUAUUAUAUUAUAUACUUGAAUUCACAAAGUCUUCUAAUCAGGAAAAAAUAAAUAAAGACAACUUAAUUUUUGUCCCAAUUUUUACUAUUCAAAUGUUUCCUGCUAGAAAGUUUUGCAAGAAUUUUUUUUUUUACUCUUAGUUUUUCAAAGCUAUGUCAUUUUGUGUUCGCAAUUAGAAUUUAAAGGAAGUUAAAUCAAAUUUUUUAGAGCUGCCUUUUAACACGAUGUUUAUAAAUAUUUUUGCUUUUCAAUAUGAGAGUGAUAUAUGAGAUAAUACCAUGGUCCUCAAUAUUUAGUGACAAUUCUUCUCUUCCAAGGUCUCAUCUAUAUGCUUUCUGUCUCUUUAUCAUGUUUAUUUUUAAAGAGUAUUGAAUAGCAUUGAUAUUUAUUCUGGUUAAUAUUGUUUUCUUAAUCCAAGUAAAAGAUUUGAAUGUUUGGAGAAGCUAUUCAAGAAACAUUUAAGUUUGGAUUAAAAACAUUUUGAAUUCAUCCAACUUAACAAUGGGAGUGUAUUAAAAAUAUGCUUUCCUAAAUUAGUACUGUUAUUAACAUCUUUUUUUCCCCAUCCAGUUAAUUUGUUAAGUGAAUUACAUUUUUAAACGUCUCAAAAUGUGAAAAACAAAUCAAAUGAAUUCCAUGCCUUACAUUCAUAUGAAGCAUAAUUUGUAAGCAAUUGAAGUAAAAUUUCUUUUCAACCUAAAGUAUAGGAGUAGGAGAGAUAAAGUGAUCUAUCUUCACCUUAUUUCAAUUAUUAUUGCAUUAAUUACAAUUCGCUGUUAUCUUAGAUUUAAGUUAUGAAAUAAGUUUAGCAUACAAGAAAUGCAAAAUUUGACAGAAAACAACUUACCUGUUUAUUUCUUCAUCAGCUUCAAAUGGUUGCGCCUUAUAAAACUUCUCACCUGUGAAUUGUUUUAUUUUUCAUAACCCUGAUAUAAUGGAGGUAGUUUCACAAAUUUAUCAAUAUUUUCCGUUUGGGAUUAAUAUUUUGCAGAGAUUUAAGAAUUAAAGAGGAAUUUUACUUAAACAUUUACACACAUUUUCUAAAUAUUAUAGUAGUUUUAAGGCAGAAGAAAAGCAGCACUAUUGCUCAAAAUCUAAAAAUCAAUAACUAACAUUGUCUUUUUAUUAUAAUAUUGACAGGUUUGCUAUGAAAUAAAAUACAAACCUUUCUGAAGGAAAUAUUUUGUUGUUUUUGUAGAGUUUAAUAACAAUUAUUUUUUAUCCAGAAAAUUAUUUUAAGAAUUAAAUAUAAGCUGAAGAAAUAUGAAAGUAAAGAAAGAAUCCUACAAACUGAUAUUAGUAGUUAAAAGUGAACCCAGCUUCCAUUAAAUCAGGUAUUGUUUGUUAAUAAUUAUUUUUAUUUUUCACGCUUUAAACUAACUAAAGAAGACCUAAAAAAAAUUUCUCAAAAUUCUUCAAAUAUUUUGAAAGCAUAAAAAAAAUUACAAAUUUUAAGCUUAUUUUUUCGUUAUGAUCACUUUACCACACUAUAUAUUUUUUUUCUAAGUAUUGAUAAAAAUGAGACAUACGUAAAAGAAAGGGUAUAAAAUAAAUAAAUGCUUCCUAAAACGUUUGUAUUGUGUUUUAAAAGACUGCAAUAGAAGCAAAAUAAGUUUAAAUUUUAUUUUUGAUUAUUUCUUUUGGUAAGGAUUCAGAAAAUAAUAAUAAAAAUAAAUGCUAUUUUUAUGACGAAAUUGUUCCACCUGACCUUAAAAUUCAGGCAGCUUGGUAGAAGGAUCUGAAAGGAUGUUGCUCUUUAAUAUAUCUACAGAUGACGCAAACAAAAACAAAGAUAGGCACGGAAUAAUAAGUAUAAAUGAGAAUGGAAAACUUUUGUUCAGAGCAUUUUAUGAAGAAUUUUAUUUUAGAAAGUUAAAAAACUUGGAAAAAAAGUUUGUUCAUAGUGAAGUUGAAGAAACACCUGACACAAGUGUAAUUGAUUAAAAAAAAGUAGUGCUAAAUUAAUACCUUCGUAUUAAAUUUAAAUACAAUUAAAAAUCUCUUUUUUUUCACAUUUAAAAAGAAAUAACAAAAAAUAUUAUUAGAUAAUGAUAUUACUAAACAAUUGAUAACAUAUAUUAAUAGUUUGUCUCAUAACUUUUUGUCCAGUACGUAUAAAAUGUGUGAUUAGGUCACAGAAUUAGAUUUGAUAAGUAUUUCAUUAAAAUAAUUUGUAUAGAUAUGGCUCACAAUAUGUAAAUGUUUAUUAAAAAUUUAAGUAUUUUUUGAUGCAUCCAAUUAAAAUGGACAGAAUUGAGCUAUUGAAAGAUAGAAACUUUCUUACAUCAUUUCAAAUUAUUUAACAUGAGGUUUAAUAUUUAUAUUCUCAUAUUGAUACACAAACACAUCUAUUGCAGGUAUAACUGUGUGGGUAAAAAAUGUGGUUAUAUCUUUUCGUGCAUAUUUUUUUCAUUUACUGGUCACUAUAUCUUCCGGGAUAUCAAAGGUUUCAUCCUUGACUUUCUAUAAAAGCUGAAAGAUUUAAAAGCUUCUUUGACUCUUUGCUGUUUAUUAUUUGCAAUAGAGUAUGUUCAUAAAUUUUUAAUCUUUCCUUUCAUAAAUUUAUACUAUUUGCUAUGCAGAAUAAUUUGUAAUUUUAUUCAGGGUUUCAGAAGUCGAUAAUAUAGAAACUAAAUCGAAUACCACAAAGCAGAUUUCGUACUAAAUACAUAGAAAAAGUCAUCUUAUUUACUCCUUUUUCAAGUGUUUCAAUCUCUAACGAAAGUUCAGCCGAUAUACAUUAAUGCAACAGUCCAGUUCCAGAAUCACUCUGUUCCAUCAACCGAAUUAUUAAUUCCAGUAACUAAAGCAUUAGCAGAAGGUGUGAUUCUUUCACAUAGUUCUGAUAAAUCACAUAUCAAAGGUAAGAAAACUAGGUCUUUUAUAUAGACCCACAAUAUUAAGUCAUGUGUAUUGACAAUAAACUAGUACUAAGGCUGGUACGAACUGGAUUAACACAAUGAUGUAUGAUGUGAGACCACAGGUUCAUACUUAGAACAUGGAGGGUUCAAAAUAAAACUUCAAUUGUUUCUGUAUUAAGUGUAAGGUUUGUUUUUUGUUGUAUUCUUUUUAGUUUUUUACUGUAGACUUCUGACAAUUUAGAAGAAAUUAGGAAUACCCAUACAUUGCAUUACUCUUUUACAAUAUUCAAAACCUCAAUAAAAAUAAUUACAUUAAGUUUUGCAAUAUUUAAAUAUUUUAUUCUUAACUAUGUUCAAUAUUUGAAUCAAAAAAAUUUGUCCACUUAAUUUUUUAAGUGCAUCUAAUUGUCUUGAAAAAGUAUUUUGGCAUUUAAAAUUUGUAUUUAAAUUUUUUUUCAUAAGAAAAUUUUGUAAAGUAUCUGCAAAUCUAUAAUUGCGUAGUAAAUUUAUUAUUAUUUCCUUUUUUUUUAAUCCAAAGCAUUGACAGCAUUGAAAAAAUAUUAUAAGCAUAAGUCAAUUUCAAUACAUAGUCUAAAAUUUCAGGUAAUUAAAUUAUAUUUAGAUAAAAUUAUACAGUUAGUUUCUUGAAAGUACUUAUAUUUUUUUAAAAAUUCAAGAUGCAUAGUUCAUAGUAUUUACAUUCUCAUUAUUUUUAAAUAAAUAUUUUUUGUUAUUUGUUUGUAACUAAUAAAAAGAGUAUAUUUUAGGGUCACAUUUUUAAAUAUGUACAUUAUUAAACUAACCUUGUAAUUUCUAUAAAAAUGUGAUAAAUUUUCCACAUUGUACCAUUUUUGCAACCAAUUAUAAAUGAUAAACACAUUUUAAGAUAAGUAUUUGUAAAAAAAAACAAAUCCAGUUUAAAAAAACAGUGUGAUAAAAUUGUGUAAAAGUGAUUUUUUUUUCUUCUUUGACCACUUUUGUAAUUAUGUAAGACUAACACAUUUUAUGACAAGUAUUUCUAAACAAUUUGAUAAAUUCAAAAAGUAAAAUAAUUUACUGAAGUUAAGAAUAAUUGAUAAUCAUUUCCGAUAAAUAUACAUUUUUUAUAUUACUAUAUAAUGAAUAAUGGUAAAUGCUCUAUAAAAUGAUAUGACUCAUAUGAAAUUCAAUUUUUAUGAAUGCAGCAUAAAUUGUAAGCAUCUUAUACCAUUAUUUGUGUAAUCCUUAGCAUAUUUAUGUUUUAAAUAACUCUGUAUAGUGAUGUUUCAUUUGUAAAAUGUGAUACUUGUACACUUUAAUAAUGUUUUCAUUUAAAAAAAUGUAAUUUCUCUCAAUUAAUAAAUCUCUUACGUGUAAA
Messenger RNA from Parasteatoda tepidariorum (common house spider), 5400 nucleotides. Its product is annotated as ras-related protein Rap-1. The record is from RefSeq and is a predicted model, not a curated record. NCBI's taxonomy places the organism in Eukaryota, Metazoa, Arthropoda, Arachnida, Araneae, Theridiidae. Gene Ontology annotation, molecular function: GTPase activity; GTP binding.